Danio aesculapii is the source of this 1464-nucleotide messenger RNA. RefSeq names its product transmembrane reductase CYB561D2 (gene cyb561d2). Gene Ontology annotation, molecular function: transmembrane monodehydroascorbate reductase activity. Lineage: Eukaryota; Metazoa; Chordata; Actinopteri; Cypriniformes; Danionidae. The coding region runs from base 79 to 789 and encodes 236 amino acids. Gene Ontology annotation, cellular component: endoplasmic reticulum. The record is from RefSeq and is a predicted model, not a curated record. The transcript is spliced from 3 exons.
CUUUGAAUGAACCACCCCUAGCUGAGCUGCGCAAAUGGACCUGCGACGUAGUUUAGUGUUGCUGAUCUGACUAUAUAUAUGUAUAAAAACAGACUGUAUUUAUUGAGAGCCAGUGGAAAUAUGUCGGUCCAUCACGACUCGGAACCCAAACUGUACCGCUACAGCAGGACUGUGUGUGGGAUCUUCACGCAUGUGCUGUGCGCGCUGUUCACCGGCUUCAUCACUGCUCUCGCCAGACCCGCGUCCAGUCUUUUUUCAUGGCAUCCAUUCUUGAUGACUCUUUCUUUCUCCUUCUUGAUGACCGAAGCCAUCCUGCUCUUCAACCCUCACUCAUCUCCCGUCAGCAAGUUAAAACACAAAACUAAAGGCCGCCUGCACUGGAUUCUACAAUGUUUGUGUGUUUUCUGCGCCAUUUUGGGCCUUUUCGCCAUAUUUUACAACAAAAGCCUCAACGACAAGCCGCACUUCACGUCCUGGCACGGUUUAAUCGGUGUAGUAACGGUCGCGGUCGUCGUGUUUCAGGCGGUCGCUGGACUUCCGCUUCUGUAUCCCAAACUAGCCAAAAACUGGACUCUGGCUAAACUGAAGCGAUAUCACGCCACCUCAGGUUUACUCACCUACCUGCUGGGCAGUUUCAGCCUGUUUCUUGGGCUGUGUUCGUCGUGGUUUAGCAGUGUUGUGAGCGGGUAUGUGUGGUAUCUGGCUGUUCUCUGUCCGGUUGUUUGCGCGCUGGUCGUUAUGAGUCAAGUAACGAACGCUUAUAUGGCGCGAAAACGGAUGAAGUAUUAAAAGAGACGGUUAAAACGACAAAGAAACUCAUUUAGAGCUUUUAUUACUUAUAUAUGUUGUUAUAUUUUGUAAAAUUGUUGGCAUUAAUUAAAAUUUUUAUUUUGUCAACUCCAGCCCGUCAGGUUCAUUUAACUAAAAUUUAAGAAUACAGUAUUUGGUGGUAUAAUCUUGUCUCGCCAAUCACAGCAGUUACAGAUUCUGACCAAAGCUUUUAUGGGGAUAAAAGCUCUAAAUGAGAACAUUUCUUUUGUUAUUUUGAAGAAACAUUAUUCGAACUUUACAAUAUACAUUUUAACAAAAUUCAACGAAUGCAGUUCAUUUGGCCAGAUUCAUUUGGUAAUGACAGAGAUUGUCAACUUUAAUAGCCGUGUCAGAUUUGCAAGUUAAAGUUUUUUACAAAAUAAUUGGACUUUGUCAGUUUAAUGAUGAAGAUAUGCUUUGCAAAUAGUGUUAAAGUCUUUGCAAAUACUUUACCUAAAAACUAAAUUGUGUAUUUUUACAAGUUUUAUAUAAAGUGCAUUUUAGCAGCAUUGAAGGUAUAUUCUGUCCAAAUGUCUUUAGUGAUGACUGAAUGGAACAAUAUUUCUAUUACAAUGAUCAGUUAAGUUAUUUGUUGAUGAUUGUGCACAAAACAUUACUUUAUGCAAUUGCCACGCUGCCUAUUUUAAAUAAUAA